Molecule: messenger RNA, 2316 nt
Organism: Lachancea mirantina
Lineage: Eukaryota; Fungi; Ascomycota; Saccharomycetes; Saccharomycetales; Saccharomycetaceae
Source: the annotation of a GenBank genome assembly
AUGGUAGAGGAUGGCAGGCGCAUCAGACGGUCCGGACAAAGAAGGCGAAAGCCCAUUAAUUAUUCGGAAAGUUUUGAUGAAGCUGACGUGAGAAACCUUCAAGACGAAGACUACAGGGAAGUGGUGCAGAUAGAUUCUUCCGACGGUACAGAAUCAGACGAGUCUCACCUAGUGUCUACCAAACUUGGGCAGGUUUUCGAAAUCAAGGACGAGUCCGACAAGGAACAGGUGGAAAUUAAGGACGAAUCCGACAAGGAACAGAUGGAAAUUAGGGACGAAUCCGAUAUUGAACAUGUCAAAAUCAAACAGGAGCCCGAUGAAGCAGACGUCGGUGAAGACGACGACGAUGAACCGCUGUCUAAAAAGCGCAAGAAGAGAGAGCCCACUAAACGGAAAUCGAGAGCUACAAAAAAGGCCAAAACUCCAAAGCCACCAAAAGUGACUCCGUAUGAAAGAAAUACAAACCGGCUUUUUGAAAAUCAUCCGUAUCUUAAAGACGUUUUCCCCUUUUUGGCAAAUGCGCCCGUUUAUAAGCCGAUUCGCGCUGAGCAGCCCGAGGGGCUGACGAUCAAACUGUUACCCUUUCAACUAGAAGGGCUGAGCUGGCUUGUGACUCAGGAGAAAAGUAUUUAUGGCGGUGGUGUUCUGGCUGACGAAAUGGGGAUGGGUAAAACCAUCCAAACCAUAGCUCUACUAAUGAAUGACACGUCCAAAAGGCCUUCACUGGUAGUAGCUCCGACUGUUGCUUUAAUCCAAUGGAAAAACGAGAUUGAGCAACAUACCGCAGGCAAAUUGAAAACUUACAUUUUUCAUGGAGCAAAUCGUACUAGCAACGUUGGCGAGUUCAAAGACGUUGAUGUUCUUCUCACGACAUAUUCGGUUCUUGAAUCUGUGUUCCGUAAACAGGUUUACGGAUUUAAGAGGAAGACAGGAGUGGUGAAAGAACCGUCCUUGCUUCACAACAUGAACUUUUAUCGAGUUAUAUUGGAUGAAGCUCACAACAUCAAAGAUAGACAAAGUAAUACAGCAAAAGCGGUGAACACGAUCAAGACAGAGAAGCGCUGGUGCCUGUCAGGUACCCCAUUGCAGAACCGAAUAGGAGAGAUGUACUCACUUAUAAGGUUUUUGAACAUCAAUCCGUUCUCCAAAUAUUUUUGCACAAAAUGCGAUUGUGAAUCAUCUGAAUGGAAGUUUACCGACCAUAUGCAUUGCGAUCUCUGUGGACAUGUAGUGAUGCAGCAUACCAAUUUCUUCAAUCACUUUACGUUGAAAAACAUUCAAAAACACGGUAUUGAGGGCCCCGGUAAAGAGUCUUUCAAUAACAUUCAGCUAUUACUAAAAAAUAUAAUGCUACGCCGAACUAAGGUUGAGCGGGCAGAUGAUUUGGGAUUACCUCCUCGUAUUGUAACUGUACGGCGGGAUUAUUUUAAUGAAGAAGAGAAGGACCUUUAUCAAAGCUUGUACUCUGAUAUUAAAAGAAAGUACAACGCUUAUGUUGAAGAGGGUGUUGUGCUCAAUAAUUACGCCAAUCUUUUUACAUUGAUCACUCGAAUGCGACAAAUUGCCGAUCAUCCGGAUUUAGUGCUCAAGCGUGUUAAAAAUGGAGGUGAAUAUGCAGAUAGUGUCAUUGUAUGCCAAUUAUGUGAUGACGAAGCUGAGGAGCCCAUUGAGUCAAAAUGCCAUCACAAGUUUUGCCGUUUGUGUAUCAAAGAAUACACUGAAUCCUUUUUGGAGGAGUCUUCUAAACUAACCUGUCCCGUAUGCCACAUUGCUUUGAGCAUAGAUCUCUCGCAACCUGCCUUAGAAGUUGAAGAACAAGCAUUCCAGAAGCAAAGUAUUGUUAAUCGUCUUAACAUGAAAGGCACUUGGAGAUCUUCAACCAAGAUCGAGGCUUUGGUAGAGGAACUUUACAACUUGAGAAGUGAUAGUAGAACCAUAAAGUCAAUCGUAUUUUCACAAUUUACAAGCAUGCUUGAUUUGGUCGAAUGGCGUUUGAAGAGGGCUGGUUUUCAAACUGUGAAGUUACAAGGUAGUAUGACGCCCACUCAGCGUGAUGAGACAAUUAAGUACUUCAUGGAAAAUACGCACUGUGAAGUUUUUCUGGUAAGUUUAAAGGCAGGUGGUGUGGCUUUAAACCUUUGCGAGGCUUCGCAGGUUUUCAUUUUGGAUCCCUGGUGGAAUCCAAGUGUGGAAUGGCAAAGUGGUGACAGAGUUCAUCGUAUUGGUCAAUAUAGGCCAGUUAAAAUAACAAGGCUUUGCAUUGAGGAUAGCAUCGAGUCGAGAAUAAUCGAACUGCAAGAAAAAAAGCAAAUAUGA